UUACAUUACACAAACAUCACAUUCUCUUCUUUCUGUUCAUUUUCUCGCAACACGAUUUUCCUUCGCUUCGAAGACACCUCCUUCUCCCUCCCUCUCUCUCUUUCUUCGCGUUUUCAGUUUUGCGAAAUCGCCGAUGCUAGAAUCAGACGUUCACGAUUUAUCCGACGACGCCGAUUACGCUGCGUCUCAGCAACAAGGAUCUGCUAGCGUGAUGCUGCAGAGUGACAGUUCUAAACAGAGCUCUCCGUCUAGUGAACGGGACGGUGUUGAAAUUGUAUAUUUGAAGGACAAUGUUGCGAUUCAUCCGACUCAGUUUGCCUCCGAAAGAAUCGGUGGAAGACUGAAAUUGAUUAAGCAAAGCUCGUCCUUGUUUAUGACUUGGAUACCUUACAAAGGGCAUAGUUCAGAUACCAGGCUGUCUGAUAAAGACAGAAAACUUUACACCAUAAGGGCGGUGCCCUUCACUGACAUCAGGUCCAUACGGAGGCACACUCCUGCUCUUGGGUGGCAAUACAUCAUUGUUGUUCUAUCAUCAGGACUUGCUUAUCCUCCACUAUACUUCUAUAGUGGAGGAGUCAAAGAAUUCCUUGCUACAAUAAAGCAACAUGUUCUUCUUGUGAGAUCUGCAGAAGAUGCCAACGUAUUCCUUGUGAAUGAUUUUCAGAAUACACUGCAGAGGACUUUGUCUUCCUUGGAGCUUCCCAGGGCUGUUCCUCUUACAUCUGGACCUUCAAAUAUGUCAGUUGAUGGAUCCAUUUUGAAUGAGAACCAAGAAAGGGCUGAUAGUGGUGUUGAUAAUGGAAGUCUCAGUGUUCCUCAGUUCCAUGGGAGACCAAGAAAUAAAGUUCAUGAUCCUGCUCGAGACCUCUCUAUUCAAGUUUUAGAGAAGUUUUCUCUUGUCACAAAAUUUGCCCGUGAAACAACUUCUCAACUUUUCGGAGAAAACCAGAGCAAUGGAUUUAGUGCCAGUGAGAGGAGAACUCAUAUCCAGACUAGCCUUGAUCAUCCUAAGAAAUCUUCCAAUGUUGCAGAUGGCAUAUUGGACGAAAGUCCUGUUGUCUUGGAUUCUCAGGAGUUUGAUAAACUAUCACUAGUAUGGGGAAAACCACGGCAACCUCCUUUAGGUUCUGAAGAGUGGAUUACCUUCUUGGAUUCUGAAGGGCGAGUCAUGGAUUCAGAAGCUUUGAGAAAGAGAGUAUUUUAUGGUGGACUUGACCACAAAUUACGAAAUGAGGUUUGGGGUUUGCUUUUGGGAUAUUAUUCAUAUGAGUCAACAUAUGCUGAGAGAGAAUUCCUGAAGUCGGUUAAAAAGUCAGAGUAUGAGACCAUAAAGAACCAGUGGCAGAGUAUCUCCUCAGCACAGGCUAAAAGAUUUACAAAAUUCAGGGAAAGGAAAGGGCUUAUUGAGAAAGACGUGGUGAGAACUGAUCGAUCACUUGAUUUCUAUGAAGGGGAUGAUAAUCCAAAUGUAAAAAUUCUGCGAGAUAUCCUUUUGACAUAUUCAUUCUACAACUUUGAUCUUGGUUAUUGCCAGGGAAUGAGUGAUCUUCUAUCUCCAAUAUUGUUUGUGAUGGAUGAUGAAUCAGAGGCAUUUUGGUGUUUUGUUGCCCUAAUGGAACGUCUUGGACCCAAUUUUAAUCGUGACCAAAAUGGCAUGCACUCUCAACUUUUUGCAUUAUCUAAGUUAGUGGAGUUGCUGGAUAGUCCAUUGCAUAACUAUUUUAAGCAGCAUGACUGCUUGAAUUAUUUCUUUUGUUUCCGCUGGAUUUUGAUUCAAUUUAAAAGGGAGUUUGAGUACGAGAAAACAAUGCGUUUGUGGGAAGUAUUGUGGACACAUUAUCCAUCUGAGCAUUUGCACCUGUAUGUAUGCGUGGCAAUCUUGAAACGAUAUCGUGGUAUAAUAAUGGGAGAGGAAAUGGACUUUGACACCCUUUUGAAGUUCAUAAAUGAGCUAAGUGGUCACAUUGAACUUGAUGCAACCCUCAGGGACGCAGAAGCCCUAUGUAUAUGUGCUGGUGAGAACGGUGCUGCUCGUAUACCACCUGGAACCCCACCAUCGUUGCCUGUUGAUGAUGGUUCUUUUUACGCCCAACAAGAUGAAAUAUUGUAAAUAAAUCCACUUCUAUUAUAAAUUUAUUUAGUGGUGCAUGAGUAUACAUUAUUGUGCAUUUCCUUAUUUGGUUAAAAUAUGUAGUUAACAUACUAAUUGUCUUUCUUUAAUUAUAUUUCUUGUACAUUUUAGUCGACA
Abrus precatorius (Indian licorice) is the source of this 2248-nucleotide messenger RNA. Its product is annotated as TBC1 domain family member 15. Lineage: Eukaryota; Viridiplantae; Streptophyta; Magnoliopsida; Fabales; Fabaceae. The transcript is spliced from 15 exons. Gene Ontology annotation, biological process: activation of GTPase activity. The record is from RefSeq and is a predicted model, not a curated record. The coding region runs from base 134 to 2110 and encodes 658 amino acids. Gene Ontology annotation, molecular function: GTPase activator activity.